Molecule: messenger RNA, 1708 nt
Organism: Vigna umbellata (rice bean)
Lineage: Eukaryota; Viridiplantae; Streptophyta; Magnoliopsida; Fabales; Fabaceae
Source: RefSeq, a predicted model, not a curated record
AUGACACGUUCAGGUUGGGAAGGAACGCUUCAUGAUCAUCACAAGAAGGAAGUUAUUCGGAUUGAACGUGAAUCUGUUAUUCCCGUUUUGAAGCCUCACCUUAUCAUGACAUUGACCAACCUUAUCAAACAUAGUGCUGACCGAGUUGAAUUUUUGAAGCUCUGCAAGAGAAUAGAGUACACAAUCAGAGCUUGGUACCUUCUACAGUUUGAGGACAUGAUGCAAAUCUAUUCUCUCUUUGAUCCUGUAUCCGGGGCUCAGAAGUUGAAACAGCAGAAGAUACCUAGUGAAGAAGUUGAUGUUCUUGAACAGAAUUUCUUGGCUUACCUUUUUGAGGUCAUGAAAAAAAGCAACUUCAAGAUUGCUACUCAAGAAGAGAUUGAUAUUGCUCUUUCUGGACAGUAUCUUCUAAAUCUUCCCAUUACAGUUAAUGAAUCCAAGCUUGACAAGGUUCUUUUGAAAAAAUAUUUUCAAACACAUCCGCAAGAUAACCUUCCAGAUUUCCAUGAUAAGUAUAUUAUUUUUCGACGUGGCAUUGGAAUUGAGCAAACGACUGAUUUCUUUAUCAUGGAGAAAGUGGACAUGCUCAUAGCACGGUUUUGGUCAUAUGUAUUAAGAAUAACCGGGUUGGAGAAGUUUUUUUACGGAAGGUCAAAAGGGAGUGGGACAAAGGAUCCCAAGAAGGAGGAUGAAUUGGAGUCAGAAGAUUAUCAGGAUGAUGUAUAUGAACGGAUACGUCUUGAAAAAAUGCCAUUGAGAAUCGGUAGUUUGCUGAACAAGAACACAAUCCAAGAACCAACAUUUGAUAGGAUAAUUGUUGUCUACAGGCCAGCUAGCACCAAAUCAAAACAAGAAAGAGGAAUUUAUGUGAAGCAUUUCAAAAACAUUCCAAUGGCUGAUAUGGAAAUAGUUCUUCCAGAAAAGAAAAAUCCAGGAUUGACUCCAAUGGAUUGGGUCAAGUUUCUUGGAUCUGCUAUAGUUGGGCUGGCUGCUGUAGGUAGUUCUCUUGAUGUUGAUAAAGCUGAUUUGAGGGUCAUUGGUGCUAUUCUUUCCACAGUAAUUGGAUAUUUUGUAAAGACAUAUUUCACGUUCCAACAAAACUUGGUCCAAUACCAAAAUUUGAUUACACAGUCAAUGUAUGACAAACAACUGGACAGUGGAAAGGGUACACUUCUCCAUUUAUGCGAUGAUGUCAUUCAACAGGAAGUUAAAGAGGUAAUAAUAUCAUUUUUUAUUCUGAUGGAGCAGGGGAAAGCUAAUAGACAAGACCUCGAUAAAUGGUGUGAGGAACUAAUCAAAGACGAGUUUGGGGAGAGCUGCAAUUUUGAUGUGGAUGACGCAGUUCAGAAAUUAGAGAAGUUGGGAAUCGUCACCAAGGAUGUCAUUAACCGAUACCAAUGCGUUGGGCUGAAACGGGCUAACGAGAUCAUAGGCACCACCACAGAAGAGCUUGUCCUCAAGGCAAGGCAGGGAAACACCUCUCCUUGAUGGUGGUUUGGAAUAUUUGUCAAUAAUCAUGUUAAGUCCCAUAAUUUCACUGUAAAACUUCCUCGUCCUUUUAAAUCAUUGCAAUGUUCCUGAAACAAUUAGUAAACAAAUAAAGUCUUGGCCAGUUUCAUUAGUAUAGUUUUUUGAAAUAGUAGGGAAAUUGGAUCUAUUACCUUAAACCCCAUGGCCAGUAUUUGAGUUUUACAUUCCUUCAUCCCUU